AUGGGACGACGAAGAAGGACUGGCCUGAUGUUCGCUGCCAUCAUCAUCGUAAAAAUUUUGUGGAAUCAAGGCGCACUGAACAGGAUAUUUUUGGUUGAGCAUCAAUCGAGCAUCAAUGAAAAAGUGAAUGCAGCAUCACCGGAACCACCCAUUACAAAGAAGGAAGAAAAUGAAGUCCAGCAAAUUUUAAAAAUCGAUCUUCAGAGAGAAAAGGAUGAGCAAAACAUGCGUAGAGCUGUUCCACAAAGAAUAUCUCAGCUAAAAGAACAUAUUGGAAAUUCAAAUAUAAAUUUCAAGGAUAAACAAAAUGCGAUGAUUGAUCGCUUAUUCAAGAAAAAUGCAAUUCCUCAUUUUCAAUCACAAAUGAAUAUGACAGAACUCAAUGUUUACUACAGAUCGCCGCCAUCAUGCUCAAUUAGAAGAAACACCAUUCGAGAGUACACUGAAAUGUGGAGAGAAGAACACGAUGAUCCCAGUACUCCGAUGACAUCGAUUCUACCGCGUAUAAAAUUCUUCACUGUGGAAACUCCAAGCACAAGAAAAGAAGCCAGUAAGAAUGAGGACUUAGUUCUUGUGGAGAGUGAUGGCUACGAUGCGAAGUUUAACGAUGUCAGUUGCGAUGAAAUGAUUUGGGAACAGAAUCAGAACAUGUCUGCCAAAUAUGAUGAAGAAAUGUUCCUCAAAUCGCUGGAAUACGCUGCAAAAGAUCAAUUUACGGGGCCGAAUACUGGACAUGUGUUUUUGAAAGACACAGACUUGGUUAACUUUGAUACCAUUAGAAAUGUCUCCAGAAAAAUUGGAAAUGAAAGAGACGAGAACGAAGGAAUCCUCUGCUUUGGAAAGAUUCAUUCAGAAGCGUCGGUUCCUUAUUGUGGAAACAAAAUCUUCAUGCGUGGAGAUACAACUCAGAAGUUGAUGAAGUUCUCCGUACCCAACAGGAACUUUCCAGUCGCGCAGGAAAUUACAGGAUUUCAACGCAAUCGAGCGGGUAUCAGUGGACUUAUGUACAACGAUAAACCGCAGCGGACAAAAGCUCUUGUUACUCUUCCUUACAUGGAUUGGAACUUUUACAAUUUCAGUGAGCACUUUCACGAAUGGGCGAUGGAUUUAAAACCGACGAACAGAAUGACGUAUAAUCUGCCGGAUCUGUAUAUCAAAGAUCGUCCUGUCUCAGAUCCUUGGUCGGUUGGGCUCGUUCACGCGCCUCCUUGCUCUGCAAAUUACUCUAUCUUCUCGCUCAUCAAAAGUGCUCGACAAAACGAGAAAAUUCGCAGAUUUAUCCGUAUUUACACAAAUCUACAAGACAAAUUCUACCCUCAAAAUGCAAACCCCUUGAAUCACGUAAUGCAUGUCCCGGUACGAUUUAUUCUUGGGAAGCAAAGCAGCAAUGAAGAUCCUGAACUCACGAAGAGAAUCGAGGAUGAAAUUAAAGAACAUGGAGAUAUUAUUGUUGGCGAUUUUAUUGAUACUUAUGAGAAUCUACCUCUCAAGACCUUGACAGGUUACGAAUACAUCAAGAAUGUUUGCGACGGACCAGCAGCUCCGCACUACUUCAUCUUCCACGAUGAUGACACAAUGCUGAGCUAUGCGAAGCUAGCAAACUUUGUCAAAGAGAAAUCGGUUGAUUUGUCUUGCCUGGCGUACAAAGGUUCUCAUGCCCGACCCUACCGAUGGGGCAAAUACAAUGUCACAAUCGAGCAGUGGGCAUCUGGCCACUGGCUUCCUGAGUUUUGCACUGGCCCGUGUAAUCUGAUGAGUCGUGAGACAGCGAUGAAGAUUCUCCAGGCAGCGGAAAAAACUGAUCCUAAAGGAUUCAAGCUCGAAGAUGUCCUUUUCACUGGCAUUAUUCGAACGAAAGCUGGCCUCGCAGCACCAGACGAACCACCGACAGGUGUUUGUAUGAUGGGCGAAGGAUUGACGUUCAUCGCUGCCGGUGUCAACAGAUUCAUUAAUGCCAACAAGCUAAAGUGGAAUCCACAGAAAAAGACUCCAUGGGUGAACACGAAUUUAGAAAAUAAAUUAAAUUAUCUGCGGGACCACAUUCUUGGUGAUCUGGUCGAAGAUCUGCCGGAGUAUAAAGCCUGGGAAGCAAGAAUCAAAGACAAACGUCCUGUUGUUCCAUCAAACACAUAG
Molecule: messenger RNA, 2133 nt
Organism: Oikopleura dioica
Lineage: Eukaryota; Metazoa; Chordata; Appendicularia; Copelata; Oikopleuridae
Source: the annotation of a GenBank genome assembly